Musca domestica (house fly) is the source of this 4311-nucleotide messenger RNA. Its product is annotated as zinc finger protein squeeze. Gene Ontology annotation, biological process: regulation of transcription by RNA polymerase II; central nervous system development. NCBI's taxonomy places the organism in Eukaryota, Metazoa, Arthropoda, Insecta, Diptera, Muscidae. Gene Ontology annotation, molecular function: RNA polymerase II cis-regulatory region sequence-specific DNA binding; DNA-binding transcription factor activity, RNA polymerase II-specific. The transcript has 3 exons. Gene Ontology annotation, cellular component: nucleus. The record is from RefSeq and is a predicted model, not a curated record. The coding region runs from base 1928 to 3865 and encodes 645 amino acids.
GCGAGAGUGAGCAUAGAUUUUUUCGCUGAAAAAGAAAAAAAUUCAAUUACUCUUCAAAAAGAUUUUUUGUUGCUACUUCACUGACAGUUAAGUUUUUGCUAUGCCGUGGUGAACAUUAUUGAAUUAAUUCGUAAGCGGACGGACACACAGACAACACAGUCUGGCCAAAAAAGAAGAAGAAAAUCUCACACACAGAAAUGAAAUAAUAAAAAAAAAACAAAGUAGAAACACAAAAAGAAUGAAAUAACCCAACCAAUCUACUACUGCUGCUGAUGUUUUUUUUUUCUUUUUGGUGUGUAACAACAAGAAAGUCAAAAAGAAAAUACACCAAAUACGCGAAGGAAACAAAACAAAAAUUUCGGAUAGAUUGAAAUGAAUUUUAUUCGAUUAUUUGGGUGAAAGAAAAACAACAAAAAAAGGAAAGGAAAAUAGUAAAAAAUGCAAUGAAGUGUAGCCAUUUGGGAAAUGCCUAAAAAAUAAUUUAAAUAAAAAAAAUAGAAAAAAAUUGAAUUUCAAAAAAAAAAAAAUAUUUUAAAGAUUGUGAGGAAAAAUAAACCCAAAAGGGAAAAAAACGAAAAUAUUGAAAUUUUUUUACUGAAAGAAAAACAAAACGUCCAUUAUUGUGAGAGUGUGUGCGUUGUUUUUUACUUACAAAAAUCAAAUCAAGUGUAUAUUUUUGGUGCGCGGCCAUUUUUUUCGAUUUUGUUCGCUGCUGCCUCCUCCUUCACAAUCGUUCAUCCGUCACCUACUCCACCUCACUCGCUGCGCCUCCGCCGCCACGUCCCUGCAUCUCCUCGUUCGCAUUCGUUCGUUUUUUGUCUAAGUGCGGGUUUUUUAGUUUGCCUGCUGCCAUUGUCGCGUUCUUCUGCUGCUACAACUGCCUCAUGUUGGUGUUUUUGUUGUCGUGCUGAAUUCGUGUGUGUCGGUCGGUUGGUCGGUCGUACAUACGUCUCUUUGUAGCCAAAGAAGGAGGCAAAAAACACAGUGUGGAAGAAUAAUAAAUACAAAAAACGAAAAAAAAAUUUUGCAAGUGACGAAGUUUUUUUGCGUUGCCCAAAAGAAACGUCAGCCAGGCAGCAACAACAACAACAAGAAAAUAGUGCACAACAAAAGAAAGGCACUAAAAGUAAUACCCCCCAAGAAAAAAGAGCGCAAUUUAUAAUUAACAACACAAAAAUAAUAAACGGAACGCAAAACCAAACAAUUUUGUGCGUGACAAAUAAUCGAAAACAAACAAAGUGAUGAUGAUGAGUGUGAAAUAACUUGAAAAUGCAAAAUUAUUCAAGAAUCUUUGGAAAAAAUAUCGAGCAGUGAAAAAAUCAAUAAACCUCUUUUUUUGCUAAACGAAAAGUUCAAGUACCUGCUUGCCCCCACAAUAAGCUGCGACAGCAACAACUACAAUAACAUAAUAAUCAUCAUCGUCGUCUUCUUCUUCGUUGCCAUCUCGUCGUUGACGUCGUCAUUAGAAGAAACAUCAUCUUUGUUGUUGGCGGCAUAGUCGUCGUUGCUCGUAAUAAUCUCAAAAAAAGUUUUCCCUCCUUGUUGUGGUCUUCAUCCUCUCCCCCACUUGAGAUUCAUUUUCCAAUAAUAAUUUGUGCAGUUAUUUGUGAGAACAACAGCAACAACAAAAAGUAAUUUCGAGCCGACAACCGACAACAUCUUUGCAUUCUAACACGUGCUGUUGCAAGAGGGGAGAAACAAUUUGUGUACUCCCACCCACCCACUCAGGAGAGCCAAAAAAGAUUCCCGUUCUUUGCAUAGUUGGUAAAUUUUUACCAAGCUGGUGGCCAGUUAGUUUUUAUCCGGAAAUCAUUGAAAGCGUACGUUGCCAGAAACUCAAUGCAAAGUUGAUAUUAUUGUGUAGCCAACCAACCAGCCAGCCUAUAACGAGAAAUUUUAACGUAAAAUUGAAAAAUCACUUCCUUUUAUGGCUGAUAUAUCAGCCUUAACGGCCUUAGCAGCUGCCUCAUCAAACGUCUAUCAUCAGCAUCAUCAGUCAGCUGCAGCAGCCGCUGCCGCGGGUGGAGCCGGAGCCAUUGGAGGAGGUGUGACUGCCAACAAUCUGCACAACUUACAUCAUCGACGACCGACAAUCGAUCAAUUACGUUCAAUGAAUGAUCGCAGCGUCUUAUCGUCACUGAGUCAUUUGACUACAGCUGACUUGCGUACGGCCCAAUUGGUGCAUGAAUACAAUAAACCAUUUAAUAUCAAUGAGUUUCGACAGAAUGUUGAACGUUUGGAUUAUUCAUUGAAAAAUGGUUUGGUUGGUGUUAAUCUGCAGCAGCAACAACAACAGCAGCAGCAACAACAGCAAUUGGUAGCCGAACAUCAACAACAGCAGCAACAGCAGGCUCACGAACAGCAGCAACAACAACAGCAGCAGCAACAACAGCAUCUGCAACAACAACAGCUGAAACAAUCUUACAGUCCGCCAAAUUCACCGCCCACACCGAAUAUGACCGAACAGCCGGAACAAAAGUACGAUCCCAAUGCUGCGCUGGAACAUCAUCACCAGCAGCAACAACAACCGCAACAGACAACCACACAGAAAUCACAUCGAUCACAUCAUCAUACCUCAGCGGCGGAUGGUCGAGAGACCAAACCCUACAAAUGUACCCAAUGUACCAAAUCGUUUGCCAACUCAUCGUACCUCUCCCAGCACACACGCAUCCAUUUGGGCAUUAAACCCUAUCGCUGUGAAAUCUGUCAGCGUAAAUUCACCCAGCUAUCACAUCUGCAACAGCACAUACGUACCCAUACGGGCGACAAGCCCUACAAAUGUCGCCAUGCCGGUUGUCCCAAAGCCUUCUCGCAACUCUCCAAUCUGCAGUCGCAUUCGCGUUGCCAUCAAACGGACAAACCCUAUAAAUGUAAUUCCUGUUACAAGUGUUUCACCGACGAAAUGACCCUGCUCGAACACAUACCCAAACACAAGGAUUCGAAACAUCUGAAGACCCAUAUCUGUAAUUUGUGCGGUAAAUCGUACACCCAGGAAACGUAUUUGGAAAAGCAUUUGCAGAAGCAUGCCGAAAAGGCGGAGAAGCAACAGCAGCGUCAUGCCAAUCUCAAUGUCCAGCAUCAUGUACCGGCUGGCGGUAUUGGCCUGAGUCUGCAGCGGCAAGUGGUCAUGAAUGCCGCCGCCGCAGGAGAUGCCAAUGCCGCCUAUUGGGCCAAGGUUAGUGCAGAUGGAGCGGUCAAUGCUGCCACCUUGGCGGAAGCCAUUCAACAGCAGCAACAGGCCCAGGCCCAACAGCAACAGACACAAAAUGGCUAUAACUUCUCAACGCUACAACAUCAACAGCAACAACAGCAGCAGGAAUUGCUACAACAUCAUCAACGUUUGGUUAAUGGCAAUGCCAAUGGUGCGAGUGGUGGAGGAGCCGGAGGCGGCGGCGGUGGUGGUGACAGUGCAAACAGUGGCAACACCCCCAAUCAUUCGCAAAGUCCCAUCGAACAGGGUGAGGAUUUGGUGAUACGUCAAACAUCGCAACAACAACAGCAGCAACAUCAUCAGCAACAACAACAGCAACAAUCCCACUCUCCCAACAACAUGGUAGUGGUGAACUCAUCCCCCUAUGAUGUCAAGACCACAUCGGCUUUUACCCCCAUUCCCACGGCACCGACCCAUCUGCAGGCAGCCGCCUUGGCCCAACAGAGAGCCGCCCCACCAACUGCUGCCUAUAUCUAUCAACAAAAUGCCGCUGCAGCAGCAGGCUUUCCCACACAGCUAAUAUCAUUGCAUCAGAUACGCAACUAUGCCCAUCAACCGGGGGCGGCCGCAGCAGGUCUGCUGGCCGGUGAUCAUCUGUUGGGUCUCAGUGUCACAGCCGGUGGGGGUGGGGCUGGCAAGGAUAAAACCCAAUAGUAUAACACUCCCUCAUCGUCGCCAUCGGCUUCGAGUACAAGUUCAUCGACCGCAUCAUCAGCUGUGGUUAAAAGGCAAAAAAUAUAUCACAACAGCAAUUCGGCUGCAGAAAACUAUGAAACGCAACAAUCACAACGUCAACAGAAAAGUUUGGGCUCUCCCGAGGAGAGCUGAACAAGGUUAGGUGUAUAAAUUGCCAUGUAUGUAGAGCAGUAAUGGUGCGUGCUGGGUAAGCGGUGGGGGUCUUCCUGCUACCACCACCACUCCAUGCAUAUAUAAUUUUUCCCUCCCCCCCACAUCAUCAACCACCUUCCAACAAACAACUCUACUUAGAUUUUUAAUAGGCUAAAAUGUAGAUGAAAAAGAAGAGGAAGAAGAAGUAGAUGAUAAAAUUUGAAAUACAAUACAUAUUUCAAUGCAGAAAAUGUAACAGAAAAAUGAAAACA